Molecule: messenger RNA, 507 nt
Organism: Humulus lupulus (European hop)
Lineage: Eukaryota; Viridiplantae; Streptophyta; Magnoliopsida; Rosales; Cannabaceae
Exons: 1
Coding region: 1-507 (168 amino acids)
Molecular function (GO): nucleic acid binding; RNA-DNA hybrid ribonuclease activity
Source: RefSeq, a predicted model, not a curated record
AUGACGCCUGCAGAUGGACAAGCAUCGUGGACAAAGCCACCCCAAGGUCAGCUUAAAGUAAAUGUCGAUGCUGCCUUGUUUCGUGAAACAAAUUCAUUCAGCUUUGUGGGUGUGGCCCGAGAUCAUUUGGGUGCAUUUGUGGAGGUUUUUUCGGUUUGCAGGUUGGGCUUAGUCUCCCCUGAGCUUGCAGAAGUGAUGGGAAUCCGGGAAGCAUUGAGCUGGAUCAAAAGGAAAAAUUGGAGAAAUAUUGUUGUUGAAACCGAUAGCUUACUAGUAGUUCAAGCUCUAAGGAGUAACUUGGAGUUGGAUUCCUACUUUGGGUGUUUAAUUCAAGAGUGUAAAAUCCUGUUGAGGGAUUCCAUUUCUGUUUCAGUUGUCUUUGUUAAACGUACUGCCAAUGGGACCGCUCAUGCUCUUGCAAGAGAGUCUACCAUGGUGGCUGUUCGUAGCUUAUUUAAGGAGGAUUUGUCCUCUAGUUUCUGGACUGUAUUGCUGAGAGAUAUUUGA